Amoebophrya sp. A120 is the source of this 2565-nucleotide messenger RNA. Lineage: Eukaryota; Dinophyceae; Syndiniales; Amoebophryaceae. The record is from the annotation of a GenBank genome assembly.
AUCCUGGGUUAGACAUCGCUCGGCGCAUGGUAUUGAGCUGUCGUCAAUUUAUCAAGCUGUCGGACGAGGUCAAAUACCGAAUCGCUUUGCUAAGAAGAACAAAAGUUGUAGCGAUCCCUGUGUAGAAUUAGAUAGGAAGACAAAACGAAACGUAUGACUUUUGUCACCAGACUCAAGGUCUAUUCGUUUUAUGCUGCCUGCUAGUCGCGAAAGAAAAAAAAAUGACAAGAUCUCAGCACCGACCAGUACGCGAUGCGGGGAGGUCUCUUCGCGAGGUGGAAACCAGUCCGCGACGGCGAAUAUGAUCGUUUCGCGAAGAUGUCGACCCUGACGGGCGACACGUUGACGAGUUUUUUCGGCGAAAUAACUAUGAGCAUGUCGACACGGUCUACCAUAGUAGCAACCGACGGCGUGGUGACCAUGAAGAUGAUCAUGUUGCUGAAGUAGAGACGAGUUUUCCUUCCCGACAGGACCAUUCCGUACGUCGGCCUCAGAGUGCCCGAGCUCCCCUGGAGAGCCACGCAUUGGUUGGGGAGGAUCGUCGACGGCAUCGUCAGCGCCGGCCCAUGAUGUUCUACAACGAGAGGUUAUCAUCUGGUAAUAUGGACUUCCCACAUGAACAAGCAGACGAGUUUCAUCGAGAACCUGUUGACGAUAGAACUCAUUUUUACCACGACGAAGACAACUUCUACCACAAAGAUGGCGAGAAUUUUGAAGAUUACUAUCUUCAUGCCACCGACGAGGUGGAACUACAGGACAUGGUCAUGGACAAUAACUACUACGACGUUGCGGCGGAAGACAACACCUACAAGUCAACUCAGGGUGCUCGAGGAGAGCUGCCGCGGGCUGAAAAUCCCGAAGAAGAUGAUGAUGAUCACGAGCAGGACACCGCCGGCGCCUUAAUCCGCUACAAUAAUGUCGCGCGGGAUAUGGCGUUCUCAAACGUUACAUUCUCAACUGUUACAUGAUUUGUCAUGCAAAAUGACCAUAAGCCGCAAGACAAUCAAGCUGCUCAGCAUGACAAAUUAUCAAAGGGCUAAACAGCAUCUAAAUCCGUGCCAAAUUUGUGAUGCAAGACUUGCAAGCUUACCCCUUUCCCUAUUGCUGUUUUUGCAUGACGAAUUCAUGUAACAGUUGAGAUUGUAGUAGUUGAGAGCGCCAUACUGGAUCUUUUGCAACAAAUGCGGGUGAAUUCGAACAAAUUGAAAACCCUGGACCUCUCCGGCAUGCUCUUCUCCAACGCCUUCUACAAAGAAUUCGCGAAUCAGCGAAAGCACAACACGAAUCUGACCGCCUUGUACUUGAAUAAUUGCAACCUGACCGAUAACAACUUGCGGCAGAUCGUGCUCGGGGAGCUCACCGGGGAUCCGUCGAAGCAGCUGGAGGUUCUGUCCUGCGAAAACAAUUUCCUGAAAAACGUUUCUUGCUUCUACAUUGCCCGAGCGCUCUGCGGGUUUGCGACGAUCAAGAACAAGGUCACUUCCGGCGCUUCCCGCGCAUUACUUGCGGGUGCGUCAACCACGCAGACAAAAUGGAGCCGGAGCCACGGUGGUAGAAAUGCCUUGGAUAUCGGUGGGUCGAAUGUGGCGAAUAGGUUGAGGUAUUUGUCCCUACGGAAAAAUCUGAUCAACGGGUCCGACGGGAUCCGAAUUCUGGCGGACGCGUUGAUGAAUGUGGACAAGAAUCUGGAGGUGCUGAACCUGAGCGAAAACCUGAUCGACAACUACGGCUUGGGUUGGAUGGGCAUGGUUUUGCGGAAUAACAACGUGUUGAAAAUGGUGGAUUUGCGGGGCAACAGAAACGAGGGGAACGACGGGAUUCACGAGAUUCUGCUCGCGUGUGAGGCGAGUGACUGCAAUUUGGUGUACGCAGAUUAUGCAGUUGACACCGGCGAACAUCUUCAGGAAAGCGACAACGUUGCGCCGUCCGGCGACAUGGCCGUCGCGUGUUUGGGGAAGCGGAACUGCACAGUUUACACGGAUCAUCCAUUCGGCCGACCUUCUGCACGACUCGCCCGGCAAGCCUCCUCUCCGGAGAAAUUUUUCAAAUCGCCCAAAUCCAAGUCCCGGGCACCGGUACUCCGCUUCAAGCGCUCCUCCACCCGGCAGAAUGAGUUUGAACCGGCCUCGAUCAUGAGCGAACGGGUUGCGAGUGAUAACCAGUUCCGGGCGACCUCGAGCAGCAUGUUGGAAAACAAUUUCCCCGAUUUCCAGCAUUGGGGCAAAUUGUUUCAGCAGAACGGGGAACUGGAGAGCGGAAUGAAGGAAACGUCCCUGGGAUACGGGAUUAGCCGGUUGAGGUUCAAACCAGGAGUAGAGACGAGACCAAGAAGCUCGUCGUCUCCCACGAGAAGACCGAGGUCGGCGUCGGCCGUAAGUGGCGCGAGACCAGGCGGGAUUCUACGGCGGUGAGUGUAGAAGUUCGGAGUGGGUUCGAAUUUGUUGAAAAGGGCGAACGCGGUGAUUUUUCAUCUCGGAAACCUGCACGAAAAGCACAGCGACAUCAAGCAGAGAGAGAGACGCAUCGGAAGAGCUGCGCUUGUACUACAAUGGGAAACCACGACAU